AUUGAAUCAAAUGGCAGUAACAGUAAUAAGUUAAUAAUCACUCUUGUUUAUUCUACAGUUGAGUUUAAAAUUUAAAUUGAGCAUUUAAUUUUGUUUGAUAUUUCGGAGUUCAAAACAAACAAUUGCUCAUUGUUAUGAUGUAAACAGUCAAUUGCGGAGUACACAUUAAUUACGAUGAGGAAAGCUUCAGCUGACUCCAAGGUGAAAAAAACUUUUGUGCGACAUGCUGAGCAAAAAAUUAAUAAAAGUAAGCAUAAAGUUAUUAGAGAUCCUGGUGCGGGAUCAUCUAAAUCGUCUAUCCAUAAUAUAGAAACGACACAGGAUUUAUCUCAUCCCACUUUAUGCUCCAGUGAGGUGUUAGCCACGUAUUUAUCUGAAGUUAAAAAUUCCGCGCCACCGCGACUUUUACACGAAGAUUUUCAAGCAGAUAAAGCUGCACUCAGUGCUAAGGUAACAAGAAAAUUGAAUUUCCAUUUCAAUGAUAGAAUCUACAAUAAUUUAGUUGAACUGAACGCAGAUGCAGCUGACUUAAAGAAGAAGGACCGGAAAACAAAAAUGACAACAAUAAAAAAGGAUCUUGAACCCAAUAUUGAUGAUUUUUGUCACAACGAUAAAGCAAAAGAUGUCAUACCUAUUAUCCCUAUAAUUAAACCAAAAUUAAAACCUUUAAAAUAUGUUGAUACCGGAAAAUUACAUAAAUUAGUAGGAAUGUUUGAAGUUUUAUGACAAUAAAGGAUUAUUUUAUAAAUUAAAACAUGUUUUUCACUUUUCUCAUUAAAUUUUUUGAAAAUAACUUAAUCAAAAUUUCUAACAUUUCAAGUGCAAACAUAGUAAUAGAUAUACUCAUGGUCAGUCAUUAUCUACAGUAACAAUGGAAAAUAUUCACAAUAAAAGUGUUCUAAUAUCUUGAUAGGAAUGUUCUGUGAUAUUUUUGUCUGCUAUCAUGAUUGGUUUUUCUUGUUUAAAAAUAAAUAGUAUAUAUUUUA
Molecule: messenger RNA, 986 nt
Organism: Pieris rapae (cabbage white)
Lineage: Eukaryota; Metazoa; Arthropoda; Insecta; Lepidoptera; Pieridae
Exons: 2
Coding region: 175-726 (183 amino acids)
Source: RefSeq, a predicted model, not a curated record